This is a messenger RNA of Mya arenaria, 988 nucleotides long. Its product is annotated as protein draper-like. The transcript has 2 exons. The coding region runs from base 35 to 988 and encodes 317 amino acids. Gene Ontology annotation, molecular function: scavenger receptor activity. Lineage: Eukaryota; Metazoa; Mollusca; Bivalvia; Myida; Myidae. The record is from RefSeq and is a predicted model, not a curated record.
UGAAUUUGACGGACGUAUGUGAAAAUAUAUUUAUAUGCACAUUUGUUUUGUGUCAGUCUUGAUAAACGGGGUGGACUGCAGUCAGAACUGUGCUUGCUGUAAGGGAGGAAUAGCACGAUGUGGAUAUAAUCGUAGUAUACCAGUAGAUGAAUAUUGUUUUGAUGGCUGCGUUGAUGGGAUUUAUGGCUGGAGAUGUUACAAUCCCUGUCACGGAAACUGUUAUACGUGUGAACAAAUAAAUGGCAGACAAUGUUACAGCUGCAAAGACACAUUGUAUGAUGUAAACAGUCUGUGUAGCAAAAGCUGUUCAGUUGGGUGUGAAGGAGGAGCUUGUAAUGUUGAUGGAACAUGUAGUACAUGUACAGCAAAUUUCGAAGGACCUAAAUGCGAGACGUGUUCACAAGGGAAAUACGGGUCAGAAUGUACACUAAACUGCCAUAACCAAAAUUGCCGGUGCUCCAUUGGAACCGAUUGUAUGUCGUGUGAAGCUGGGUUCUAUGGCAGAAAUACAUUUUGUCAAACGCCUUGUUCACAGGGGUGUCAGGAUAGUGUUUGUAAUGACGACGGUAGUUGCAACUGUCGAGGUAGGUUUUCGGGAUUAACAUGCAGGGAAUGUCAGUCUGGAUAUUUUGGAAAAGACUGCAAUUUAUCUUGUUCCUUGGGAUGUGUAAAUGGACUGUGUUUAAAAGAUGGCACUUGUACAUGUCGUCCAAACUUUGUUACCGUAAACUGUGAUACAUGUGCGGAUGGACGAUACGGUGUAAACUGUGAUCAAGUCUGUAGCGUAGGAUGUACAACAUCACCCUGUAACAAAAGCGACUGUCUACACGGCUGUAUCACCGGCCUUGAAGAAAGACGAAUAUACAUUGGUUCUUCCACAAUAAGUGCUCUGGCAGUUUUAUCGGGAGUUUUGGGAAUUUCGCUUAUUUGUACAGCUACUGGAUGCUACUUGUGGAACAGACGAAUGUCUAAAUCAAUAAGUACUUAG